This is a messenger RNA of Aspergillus steynii IBT 23096, 1456 nucleotides long. RefSeq lists its product as uncharacterized. The coding region runs from base 84 to 1400 and encodes 438 amino acids. The record is from RefSeq and is a predicted model, not a curated record. The transcript has 2 exons. Lineage: Eukaryota; Fungi; Ascomycota; Eurotiomycetes; Eurotiales; Aspergillaceae.
UAUCCCGGGUCCUUCCAAUGGCCUGCCGGGCUGAAUUGCCUGGCCAAUGUCACAUACAUCAUCAUUCUUGUCCAUAAUCCAUCAUGGCGUUUGAAAGCUUACCAACAGAGCUGCGCAUCAUCAUUCUCAAGUCCCUUCCUAACGAGCAAACACUAGAGGACCUGAUCCAUGCUUCCCCCUUGUACCAUGACACCUACUGCCUGGCCAAGAAGGACAUUCUCCACGAGCUUGUCCAGCGGCAAUAUGGCCUAGUAGACCUCGAAGAACCCUUGGCAGCUCUGGAGUCCGAAGGCCUCCACGCCGAGGUCUCCCAGCACAAGUCGCAAAUAACCACUCUCCUAGACCGUCUUCGCUGCCAUCGGGAAUCCCCCCUGCCUCCUUCCGCUGGCAUCCGACCCAUCCCCGAAAGCAUGCGCCUCCUCCACCUCUACCAGAAGCUGCGAUACCUGCUGCGCGCCUACUGCGCGCGCGCACCGUGUCCCCCCUGGGCCGAUCCGGAGGCCUGGCAGCAGAAUCUCCCCUUGCGACCCUCGGCCAGCGAAAAAGCGCGCAUCCUGCGCGCUCUCUGCCGGCUACAGACAUACUGCAACAUCUUCGGGUCGCGCGAGUGGACGGACCCCAGCACAGACGGCGCACUGGAUUCCGCGGCGUCCCCGUCGGGCAAACAGACCUCGUCGACGUGGUACAGGAAUUUCACGAUCGACCGCAUGUGGAGCCUGUUUUUCGGCGGGAUGGCGACGUGGGAGGUGGAGGAGUUCGGGUCUGUCUGGGUGUUCAUGCGCAACGAAUACACCCAUCUCUUCGACCAAAUCACUCGCGAGUUCCCCCGGUCCGACCCUCGCUGGCGGGCGAUGCGGCCCAAGUCAAUGCCCGUGGACCCGUGGGAGCUGUAUCCGAGUGAAGAUGCCGACGACGCUGAUGACUGCAGUAUUUACUGUAACCAUCUGGUCUCGCUAGGACCCAGCUUCCUCUACAAGGCGGCGCACCAGCCCAGCCGCGAGGACAGCUGGCGUCUAGUGAUCAGUAAUUCCAUCUCCUCGAAAUCCUCCUUCCAGGAUCUCGUGCAGGUCGUAACAAACCCAUCUCUGCCGAUGGCAGACGCACAGGUUGGUGACGGCGUCGAGGCUGGUCCCUCGAGCCCGAGCCCAUGCCCCAGUCCCAGUCGCAGUCUCAGCCCCAUCGAACCCAGCCUGGGCUGGAAACAGCACUGGCAAGAAAAGGGCAUCUUCCCGCGCGACGACAUCUCGAUAGCUGAGGCGUCGUCUCCGUCGCGGUCGCCGUCACCGGUCCCUGCAGCGGACGAUCUGUCCGUGCGGGACCUGGCGAAUUUCCAGGGCUGGGAAUGGGGCUAUGCGGUGUGGGAUUACCAGGUUAUGCAUCGUGGCGUUGAGGUUUAUUGAUUUGGUCUGCAUGGACUGCAUGGAAAAGUUAGCGAUUGCGGGAUUUUUUUGUUUAU